UACAAUUUGCUAGCCUUUGCAAUGAAGCUGGCAAUGAGAACUAACUCGUUCAUGAGGGUUCCCGACCGAGUCCACACCCAGGAGUGAGUAAAUAUUGGUCUUGACACAUAGGAUUGCCACUGUGAGCGCGACUAACAUUAUAGGGUCCAUCACAGAACGCCACUUAGUGAUGUUGCUGAUGCAAACUCUCGGACUAUCUCCCGGGUACCGCUCACUCGUAGCCAUUUUCUCGACGCAUACUCCAAGGGCAAGUGGAACCUAUCCAGCGUGCCGUGCCCGCCGUGCUUGGAGCAGUCUGUCGGAUUGAUGCGCGCACCGGAGAGCUAUAAUGAGGUUUCGCGGCGGAAGUCCGUGGAACAGUAUUCGUACUUGCCCCAAUGGCAGGACAGCGAUAAGUUCAGACACAUCGUUCAGGAGGCAGCCCGCACAUUUGAGAUGCGGGGAUGCACCAUCUCGCUCAUUGACCAGGCCAAACAGCUUGUGAAAUACAGCCACGGCUGGGAUACCAAGGAAUGCCCCAGAAAGCUCUCCAUCGACGGGCACGCCAUCUUGUCACUGGGCUACUUUGUGCUUCUUGACGCGUCCAAGGACUGGCGCACGGAAAAUAAUCCGUUUGUUAAAGGGGUACCUGGGAUCCGAUUCUACGCCGCAGUGCCAUUGGUGCUGAAGAAUAACAACGUAAUUGGCGCGUUUGCGGUGUUUGACCAUCUCGCGCGCGUCAGCUUUACGGAAGAGAAAAUCCGUGCAUUGCAAUUGAUGGCAAGGGAUGUGAUGGAGAUCUUGAAUACUCCCAUCACCAAGGAGCAGUUGACGCGCGCGCAUGAUGCACGCAUGGGCCAGAGUGUAGCUCAUCGCAUUGGUCGCGCUACCGCGCGCGGUGACUUCUUCACGACACCCAUCUUUGAGAAGGACGGCUCCGGUGGACCCUACAACCAGAAUCACAACUUUCGACUCGGCAAGUGUGCAGACGCGGUAUCAUACGCUGACCAGGAUGUCUGGCGCGCGGUCUACAACGCGCAUGACGUCAAGGCUGCGUCCGCUACUCUCUGCAAGCUCCUUAUUGCGAAGAAGAGUUUGGAUCUUGUCUACAUCAUGGAGAUUCGUAUUGUGGAACCGUUCCAGAUCUUGGGAGAAUACUUUCCGCCGGAAAACAAGAUCGACGCGGAAAACUACCGCUAUGCCACGAAGCUCGUGCGGACCGGUACCGAAGACGUCACCACGCGCAUUCUCGGCAUCGUGGGGCCCCACUCGACGUUGGCUAAAACGGAGAUGGCGCUCCACUGCAAGGCGUUUUCGUCCGAGUUCGGUUGCCUCUACCGCAGCAAGGCGCGCGAUGUACGGUACCAUUCCGGUAUUGAAAUGCCCUUCUACCGCCACGCCGCAAAACUUGUGCGCGAGAAGCGCAUCUUGAAAGGUCAGCCGCAGCCGACCGAAAAGAUGGUGCUGGUGUACCACAAGUCCGGGGGCUAUUUGAUUGGGGCUUUCAGCGAGCACGAUGCACAUUUCUCGGAAGAGACGAUCAAUAUGAUGUUUACCAGCGCAAGCAUGUUACGGACAAUUUACUUUUCCAGUCUUGAUUAGGCGAGGGAGGGUUGGGGUUGAAAUAUCGUCUUGGCCUGUUACAUAGAUAGAGUUGGAUUAGGGGACUGAGUCGUAUUUUAACUUUGAGUGUAGGGUAUGAGACCUGAUGGGCCUGAAUGUCAAGUACGUAGAAGAAAUAUCAUCCUACCUCCGAAUUUGUGGUUUGGCAGCAUGCCCAAUUGUAGGUCUCAACCGAAGCGUUGAGCUCGAAAUUCAAUCCAUAAAUCCGACCAAGUAAAUACUCCCCUCACUAGGGUGUUUCAAAGAGCCGAGUAAACAUGUUAUUUUUGCCGGUGUUAUUUCUUGUCAUCU
Molecule: messenger RNA, 1893 nt
Organism: Babjeviella inositovora NRRL Y-12698
Lineage: Eukaryota; Fungi; Ascomycota; Pichiomycetes; Serinales
Exons: 1
Coding region: 307-1581 (424 amino acids)
Molecular function (GO): protein binding
Source: RefSeq, a predicted model, not a curated record